CGGCUACUUCCGGUAAAAUGGUUUGAAAUUCAAUAAAACAAUAUGCUGACAAAACUCUCCCUCCUCGGCAUCAUCCUAUCCCCCACACUCGCACAAUUCAGCCUCGGCUCCAUACGACCCGACGUCAGCUUCAAUGAAGACAAUGACCGUUUCGACGUCACCGACUUGAUGACCAAGAGAAUGUUCCGAGAGACCCCUAACGUUGAAGAUGGGGACAGUGAUGAAGAAGAAGGCUUCAGGAGGAAUUUCCGCGGUGGAAAUAAUUACAAUCAACUACUAGACAUACUCACACGAAAGCACGCAGAAAAUAUGUUCCAUUCCAGGAAAGCUGACGGUGGAUUCGCGUACGAUAACAGAAUGGACAGCAGCGAAGGCGGAUCAGUCGAUGAUUUUGAGGCGAACCUAGAGAAGUUUAAGAACCUCAAGGCCAACAGACGGAACGUAGAUGACUUGAACAAUGUCCAUGGAUAUCGGAAGUAUAGGAGAAGCAUGAAACCUGAUCCAGUUGAUGAAAUCAUGAUGCAUCAUGCGGUGCCUAUUACCUUCGAAAUUGAUGGCUACCUGAUACCUCCGCUGAAAUAACGCCAAAUUAAAAUAAAACAAUUGACUGUUCAGCUUUCUUUUCAAUACCUAC
Trichoplusia ni (cabbage looper) is the source of this 634-nucleotide messenger RNA. RefSeq lists its product as uncharacterized. Bases 43 to 582 code for a protein of 179 amino acids. NCBI's taxonomy places the organism in Eukaryota, Metazoa, Arthropoda, Insecta, Lepidoptera, Noctuidae. The record is from RefSeq and is a predicted model, not a curated record. The transcript has 2 exons.